CACACAGUUAGUAGACCAAAGCAUCACAUAAAUUGCUAUACAAUUUGUUUUUAAUUUCAGAAUUUGUAACCUAAUAACUGGCACGAUGACCAACCGAUUCCCUGUAGCUCCUCUAUUAGCCGCGCUCUUGGCAUUGGCAUGCUGGCUCCGGCCAGCGGCGGCGACGGCUGUUCAUGAGGCAGACCGUAUCGACCGGCUGCCUGGACAGCCGGAGGUGAACUUCGCGAUGUACUCUGGGUACGUCACCGUCGACGAGCGCGCCGGGCGGUCACUGUUCUACUGGCUGCAGGAGGUGCCCGCGGAGUCGCAGCCGGCGCCUCUCGUGCUGUGGCUGAACGGCGGGCCCGGGUGCUCUUCCAUCGCCUACGGCGCGUCCGAGGAGCUCGGUGCGUUCCGCAUCCGGCCCGGCGGCGCGUCGCUCUUCCUCAACAAGCAACGGUGGAACAGAGUGGCUAACAUCCUGUUCCUGGACUCGCCGGCCGGCGUCGGGUUCUCAUACACCAACACCACCUCCGACCUCUACAACUCCGGCGACAACAGAACAGCUCAUGAGUCCUACACUUUCCUGGUGAAAUGGUUCGCGAGGUUCCCGCACUACAAGUACCGCGAGUUCUACCUUGCUGGGGAGAGCUACGCAGGGCAUUAUGUUCCGCAGCUGUCCCAGCUUGUGUACCGGAACAACAAAGGCAUCGAGAAACCGUUCAUAAACUUCAAAGGUUUCAUGGUAGGGAACGCGGUGACGGACGACUACCACGACCAGGUCGGCACGUUCGAGUCGUGGUGGAACCACGGGCUGAUCUCCGACGCCACCUACCGGCUGCUGGAGGCCGUAUGCGUGCACGACAACAUCGAGCACACGUCGCCGCCGUGCGACGCCGCGUACGAGACAGCCAUGGCGGAGCAGGGCGACAUCGACCCGUACAGCAUCUACACGCCGACGUGCAACCAGACAUCGUCGUCCACGACGCCGUCGCCGGCGAAGAAGCGCCGGAGGGUAAAGCCAUGGAUGAGGGGUUAUGAUCCAUGCACCGAAAGGCACUCCACGGUGUACUACAACCGGCCGGAGGUGCAGAGGGCUCUGCACGCCAACGUGACCGGCAUAAACUACACAUGGACAACUUGCAGUGAUAUCAUCAACACCAACUGGAGAGAUUCACCAUUCUCUAUGCUUCCUAUCUACCAGGAGCUUAUUGCAGCUGGCCUUAGGAUAUGGGUCUACAGCGGAGAUACGGACUCAGUAGUGCCCUUGACAGCAACAAGAUACUCCAUCGAUGCUCUGGGCCUUUCAACCACCACCAAUUGGUACCCGUGGUAUGAUAACAAAGAGGUCGGUGGAUGGAGCCAAGUGUACAAGGGCUUGACCUUGGUGACUGUUCGUGGCGCGGGGCACGAGGUUCCUCUCCACCGCCCGCGGCAAGCGUUCAUACUGUUUCAGCAUUUCUUGCGAGGGAAACCCAUGCCAAGCGCGCCCAAAAAUGGAACUAUGGCUUAAUUACCAUUCCUUUUCUUGCUAGCAAUAAGGUGAAAUCACACCAUGCGUGUAAGGUGAAAUAACACCAGGUUCCUUUUCUAAGCAUAAAGCAGUUUAUGUAUAUAUCCAGUUAUGUUCUUUACUGUUAAUUUUGAAACAAUUUAAAUAAUGUAACAAAUUAUAUCUAGAGGUUUUGAUCUAAAAAGUAUUACACCUCA
This is a messenger RNA of Phragmites australis (common reed), 1689 nucleotides long. Its product is annotated as serine carboxypeptidase 2-like. The transcript is spliced from 9 exons. Gene Ontology annotation, cellular component: vacuole. Gene Ontology annotation, molecular function: serine-type carboxypeptidase activity. Lineage: Eukaryota; Viridiplantae; Streptophyta; Magnoliopsida; Poales; Poaceae. The record is from RefSeq and is a predicted model, not a curated record. The coding region runs from base 86 to 1492 and encodes 468 amino acids. Gene Ontology annotation, biological process: proteolysis.